Messenger RNA from Neomonachus schauinslandi (Hawaiian monk seal), 987 nucleotides. RefSeq names its product pyrimidinergic receptor P2Y6 (gene P2RY6). The record is from RefSeq and is a predicted model, not a curated record. The transcript has a single exon. The coding region runs from base 1 to 987 and encodes 328 amino acids. Lineage: Eukaryota; Metazoa; Chordata; Mammalia; Carnivora; Phocidae. Gene Ontology annotation, molecular function: G protein-coupled ADP receptor activity; G protein-coupled UDP receptor activity; G protein-coupled UTP receptor activity. Gene Ontology annotation, cellular component: plasma membrane. Gene Ontology annotation, biological process: cellular response to pyrimidine ribonucleotide; G protein-coupled receptor signaling pathway.
AUGGAGUGGGACAAUGGUACACGCCAGGCCCUGGGCUCCCCGCCCACUACCUGCGUCUACCGAGAGAACUUCAAGAGACUGCUCCUGCCACCUGUGUACUCAGUGGUGCUGGUGGCUGGCCUGCCACUGAAUGCCUGCGUCAUUGCCCAGAUUUGCACGUCCCGCCGGGCCCUGACCCGCACAGCUGUGUACACCCUGAACCUGGCCCUGGCUGACCUGCUCUAUGCCUGCUCCCUGCCCCUGCUCAUCUACAACUAUGCCCAAGGCGACCACUGGCCCUUUGGCGACCUCACCUGCCGCCUGGUCCGCUUCCUCUUUUACGCCAACCUACACGGCAGCAUCCUCUUCCUCACCUGCAUCAGUUUCCAGCGCUACCUGGGCAUCUGCUACCCUCUGGCCCCCUGGCACAAGCGUGGGGGCCGCCGCACCGCCUGGCUGGUGUGCGGGGCCGUGUGGCUGGCCGUGACGACCCAGUGCCUGCCCACAGCCCUCUUUGCUGCCACAGGCAUCCAGCGUAACCGCACCGUCUGCUACGACCUGAGCCCACCCGCCCUGGCCACCCGCUAUCUGCCCUAUGGCAUGGCCCUCACCGUCAUCGGCUUUCUGCUGCCCUUUAUCGCCCUGCUGGCCUGCUACUGCCGCCUGGCCCGUCGUCUCUGUCGCCAGGAUGGCCCCGUAGGGCCGGUGGCCCGGGAACGGCGUGGCAAGGCGGCCCGCAUGGCUCUGGUGGUGGCAGCCGCCUUUGCCAUCAGCUUCCUGCCCUUCCAUGUCACCAAGACAGCCUACCUGGCAGUGCGCUCCACAGCCGGUGUCCCCUGCCCUGUGCUGGAGGCCUUUGCGGCUGCCUACAAGGGCACGCGGCCCUUUGCCAGUGCCAACAGCGUGCUGGAUCCCAUUCUCUUCUACUUCACUCAGAAGAAGUUCCGCCGGCGGCCCCAGGAGCUGCUACAGAAGCUCACGGCCAAGUGGCAGCGACAGGGUCACUGA